Messenger RNA from Eurytemora carolleeae, 1118 nucleotides. Its product is annotated as endoglucanase. The coding region runs from base 92 to 754 and encodes 220 amino acids. The transcript is spliced from 9 exons. The record is from RefSeq and is a predicted model, not a curated record. Lineage: Eukaryota; Metazoa; Arthropoda; Copepoda; Calanoida; Temoridae.
UGUCAGUUUUAAAUUGUUAUACCGUUGUGUAUUAUUGAAACAAUCUGUUUAAAAUCUAGACAUUUAUUACAGAACACAAUUUUUAUUUAGAAUGCUUGUUGGAAGUUUGUUAUUAUUUUGUUUAUUAUUGUGUACUGCAGACGGAGAUUCUUCGUGCGAGCAUGCAACAACACCCAAGGAAUCUUUAUGUACUGGAUGUCCUCCAACAUUUAAUGGCCUCCCUUGUGCCUCCACUACACGAUACAACGAUAUGACUAAGGGAGCUUGUGGAUGUGGGGAUGAACCUAAUCCUCCGGAUUUCUGGACAAAAUCGAAAUAUGUUUCCGCAGGGAACGCAAUGCUGAUGGACCCUGAGGACCCCUUGAACUCCUGGUGUCCACAAAACUGUGGAAGAUGUUUCCAACUGUGUUCAACUGGAGGAACUACUAAUGGCGUAUCCCCUGAACCUGGAAUCUGUAUUGUUACCAUGCUGGAGAAUAGGUGUGGGGAUGGUUACCUCGAGGAUAAUGGACCCUACCUGUGUGGACAGGAGUUAUCUCCCUGGCGAUGUAUAGAGGAUCCUGCAGCUUGCCAGGCAAAUAAAGCUACGAAUAUGUUUGGGUAUCCGGCACACUUUGAUCUUCAGGAUGCUAACCUCCAGGUUACGAAUGGUCUUGGUUGGGAUAAUGUAGAAGUAACAUUUGUGGAGGUUUCUUGUGCACAAGGAGACUUCGGAGACUGGAAUACAGAUUGUUAUUGUCCUCAUGCACUGUAAAUAUUGAAUAAAUUUCAUGAUCCCUGUAUCCCUGUACCCCUAAAUGUCUUUACCCUUCUACCCCUGAAAACUUUAUCCCCUGUGUCACACUGUUUCUCUUAAACAUUGUAUCACUGUAAUCCUGUAUCCUGAAAUCCUGCACCACAUUCUAUAUAUAUUCCUGAAUACCAAUGUAUGCCAGUAUCACAGUUACCCUGUGUUCAGGGAUCCAUGUGCCCCUGUAUCCGGAAUCCCUGUAUCCCUGCAGUCCCUGUAUCCCCGUAUCCCUGUAUUCCUGUAUCCCUGUAUCCCUGAAUUCACGUAUCCCUGUAUUCAUGUAUCCCUGUAUCACUGUAUCCCUGUAUCCCUGCAUCCCUGUAUCCAU